AUGCGUGUGUAUCUUGCACCUGAUGCAUCCCCUCUCCCAGUACUGAUCAAGCUUUGGAAUGAUUUUUAUCCCUCCGCCUUCCCCUGCGAAUACGCUCCCACCUCCCAUAAUGUCAAACUCCUAAAACUGCCUCCACAAUUGAUUGAAGUUUUUGGAGAAAUCUCGCCGAUAAACUCUCACAAGGACCGCAGUUUCGUGUCUCUAGUAUGUAAAGAUUGUUACAACGCUGAGCGGUGGAGCAAACAUCAUGUGUUUAUCGGAAAUUACUACUCGACGCCGCCAAAGAUUGUAGCUAAGAGGAUUCCUCAGAUUCGGAGCGUAACCUUGAAGGGGAAACCGAGGUUUCCAGCUUUCAAUUUAGUACCGGAUGAGAGGGGAGCUGAUGUUCAUCCAUGGUUGAGUGUUCUCGCCAAAGCGUAUCCAUUCUUGGAGGAGCUGAGACUGAAGAGAAUGGCAGUUUGCUACUCAUUGCAGGUGGUUAAUAGUUCGAUCUUUGCUCUAUCAAACACAUUGAUCACAAGCAACACAUCUACUUCUAUAAAUUCUAAUUAUAUUGAUACUCAAGAGAUGUUGCAUAUGGAUAGCAAACAUGAAGCUGCUAGUGCUUAUGCUGAUGCAGCUCACUCAUACAAGAAAACAAGCAGCAAAGUUAACCUAGAGCAAGCAUUAAACAGUUUCAUGGAAAUUGGAAGACUCAGCAUGGCUGCCAGAUAUUGCAAGGAAAUUGCUGAGUUAUAUGAACAUGAGCAAAAUUUGGAGCAAGCUAUUGCUUACUAUAAUAAAGCAUCUGAUCUUUUUCUGGGUGAAGAAAUAUCAGAAAGCUAUUUUUCUAGUAGUGUCUUUCAGCAUCCUUCAAACCAAUUGCAACUAUUUGGAAAUGUUCCAGCCACACAUCAUGUUGAUCCAAUAAAUUAUUAUGGUAGAGAGCAUAAUAGCCUUGCCUUAUGGCCCAAUAAACAAUCAAGGGAAGUUGAUACUAAUUUAAUGCAGAAAAAGCUUCCGAGAUCAUUGAACCAAAAAUUUUAUAAUGAAGAAUCUGAUCACCCGUCAAGCAUUCCAAACCCACAUAUUGUAUCCACUGGUUUGAAAUUAUCAUAUGAUGAUGAGGAAAGAAACUCCUUAAUCACUUCAGCAAGUGGAAGCAUGACUGGAGCAGCACCACUUAUGUCUUCUUUUGGUGAUAGUUUCACAACUGAACUUGAUCGACAGAAUGAAGAACUUGAAAGAUACAUUAUGCUUCAGGGAGAAGUAUCUCAGUUGCAAAGCGUGAUUAAUGGGGGAACUGGAACUGGAAAUCAUGAAAAUGAUGCUUGGGCGGUGGGAUCUCCGGGAGGCUUCAGAUGGGAAGGGUUUCAAGGAUCAUUUAGUCCAGUUACUGUUUUUAAACGGAUGUCGCAGGCAAAACAAGGGGAAGAUGAGAUACAGGGUUUGGAAUUGAGAUUAAGGUUUCGUAAGGCUGCAGUAAAGAGGCUUGAGGGUGUGGACAAAGUGAGAGAAGUUGAAGGAAACCUUGAUUUUUCCAACAAGGAUGUCGGGUGA
This is a messenger RNA of Lactuca saligna, 1539 nucleotides long. Lineage: Eukaryota; Viridiplantae; Streptophyta; Magnoliopsida; Asterales; Asteraceae. The record is from the annotation of a GenBank genome assembly.